Linepithema humile (Argentine ant) is the source of this 1911-nucleotide messenger RNA. RefSeq names its product cytochrome P450 9e2-like. NCBI's taxonomy places the organism in Eukaryota, Metazoa, Arthropoda, Insecta, Hymenoptera, Formicidae. Gene Ontology annotation, molecular function: iron ion binding; heme binding; monooxygenase activity. The record is from RefSeq and is a predicted model, not a curated record.
UAUAACAUAUAUUUCAUUAAUAUUUAUUUUCAAAUUUAUUCAAAAGAUCAGAUUUAAUAAUCAAUUAUUGCUUACUGAGUGCAGAAUUUUGCUGGACUAAAGUUUGUGAUUGAGUUACAUUGAAAAGAUUCACGAGUAUAUUACGAGGUUCAGAGCGGCUGUAGAAACAGUUAUCCGCUAUAGCUCAGCUCGGUAACAUCGCGGAUAUUUUACAUAAGCGGAGAGCCGUAGAGAUAAUUAUCUGCAAAAGUCCACAUUGGCAAUCAAGUGUCAAUCAAGUGCUAAUAAUUCAUUUUUUGAAUAGAUUUUUGAAUAUUUGCUAUGGAGUACUGGUCGAUAUUGUUAUCAAUCGUCAUCGGUGCCCUCGGUAUCUAUUGUUUGUUUAAAAACUUUAAUUUUUUUAAAAGACAUGGUGUCAUUCAUAUACCGCUUGAUACAAUGCUAUGCAUUGUGGUAUCGGUAUUAUUUCGCCGAAUAUCAUUCGUCGACUUUAUGAAGAAGAUAUAUAACUUCAAUCCAGACGCUAAGUACUUUGGAUUUUAUGCCAUAACAACUCCGUUUAUCUUGUUGCGUGACCCUGAACUUAUCAAGACUGUCCUUAUCAAGAAUUUCGAUGCCUUUCCUAAUCGCCGCGGUUUCAGCGAAUUAAAUGAAUUGUUCGCAAAGAAUCUGUUUUCACUUCGCGGAGAAAAGUGGCGGGAUGUAAGAAAUCUGUUAAGCCCCUCUUUUACGUCCAGCAAGUUAAAGACCAUGUUCACCUUGAUGUCGGAAUGUGCAGUGGAUUUUGUUAAAUUUCUAUCAACACUGCCAACGGACAAAAGCGAUAUGGAUAUAAAAGACGCUUUUACUAAAUACACGAACGACGUCAUCGCAACGUGUGCUUUCGGCAUCAAGGUCGAUUCUAUGAAAGAUCCGGCGAACAAGUUCUAUAUUUACGGCAAAGACGCAACUGACUUUUCGGGAAUGCGCAGUAUCAAGUUUCUGCUUCUUACAAAUUUUCCGAGGCUUGGGCGCAUUCUGAAUUUAAAGCUUAUAAACGACUACGUGACAAAUUUCUUCAGAGAUAUUAUAAAGACCACAAUCGCCACUCGCGAUGCCGAAAACAUUACGCGUCCGGACAUGAUACAGUUGAUGAUGGAUAUCAGGGGCAAAGAAGGUCGACGAGAACUGAGUAUCGAUGAUAUGACUGCGCAAGCUUUUAACUUUUUCUUCGGCGGCUUUGAAACUAGCUCGGUCGCGAUGUCCUUUGCAGCUCACGCAAUCGCGACUAAUCUAGAUGUUCAAGUCAAGUUACGGGAAGAGAUCGACAAGGCUCUGGAGGAAUCAAAUGGGGAAGUGACUUACGAAGUCAUUAACCAGCUCGAAUAUUUAGACGCGGUGAUAAACGAAACUCUCAGAUUGUAUUCACCGGUUCCUUUCUUAGAAAGAUUAUGCGAAAAGGAUUAUGAGUUGCCACCCGCAUUGACGGGCGAGAAAGCUUUCACCGUGAAGAAGGGUAUGAUGCUGUGGAUUCCAGUUUCCUCAAUACAUUACGAUGAGAAUUACUAUGAUAAUCCGGACAAAUUUUAUCCAGAAAGAUUUUUAAACAACAAAACGCACCAAAACUCUUUAUUCUAUAUGCCAUUUGGAUUAGGACCGAGAAUGUGCAUAGCCAACAGAUUUGCUGUAUUAGAGAUCAAAGUUUUGCUGUUUUAUCUGUUAGCGCGAUGCGAAUUGAAACCUUGCGGUAAAACUGUAUUGCCAUUGAAAUUUAGCAAGAAAGAUAUAAUAAUAACGCCAGAGGGAGGAUUCUGGUUGAAUAUUCAGCGCAGAAGCGAUAUGCAUUCUGCGCUUGAACCUAAAAAUUAAUUGCAUUGCUAAUUUUGAGAAAAUACUUAUAUGUAUAAGUAUAUUAUAAUAGUAUUUGAUAUA